Messenger RNA from Linum trigynum, 2447 nucleotides. The record is from the annotation of a GenBank genome assembly. NCBI's taxonomy places the organism in Eukaryota, Viridiplantae, Streptophyta, Magnoliopsida, Malpighiales, Linaceae.
UUAAUACUAAUCGGAAGUUGCCAAGAUGUGAGAGAGGCAUAUAUUUUAAAUUUUAAAUUUCAAAUUUCCAUUUUAGAAAAAGAAAAUUAUUAAAUUCGGAUUUUAGUAAAUAUUAAAUAAAAUUAAUUUCAUAUUUCUUUUUAAUUAUAAUGUAGAAAGAGGGUUAUGGAGAAAAUCAUGAGAGGAGAGAGAAAGAGAAUCAUUAAUUAUAUUAAUUUUAAUUAUAUUUGCAUAACCCUAUUUACCCUUAACUACCUAUUAACUACUAAACCCAUUAACUACCUAAUCCACUAUCAACAAAUAGGAAGACUUUAAGAUUUUCUUUAAAAAAUGAGUCUUAAAUACUUGAACUCAAGCCCUUCAAUCGGUAGAAAGCAAGACGGAGUAAACGCAGACGAAUUUACCCUCGUUGUUGAUUCUUUGGUGAGGUUAGGGUAAAGCCAAACAAUGUCCUCGGACUCGGACUCGGCGGUAGAGUCGCCGGCGCACAAGAAGCCGCGGCGGAGGUGGUGGGAUAGUGGAAUUGUUUCUGGUUCCAGAAAGAAGGUGACCGUCGCUCUGAUGGGUCGAAAAAACAAGACGGCGGCCUCCUAUGACAACAACGACACUAUCCGCACCGCCACCGUCGUCGCCCCCAACUGCGAUUUUCGCGGUAAAUUCUCGACUAUGGGUCUCGCAGUCGUGGAUUCGAAAUUAUAUGCUUUUGGUGGUCGUCAGAUAAAUACCUCUCCUUCUGGCAAUGACGAUUCUGAUGAUGAUGGCUUCUCGUACUGGAAAUAUCCGCGAGAUGUAUUCGUCUGCGAUCUUGGAACGGACCCCGACAUCCAACAACAACCACUCAAGUUUCAGCAAUACCCAGCUCUGCUGAAGGGACCCAAGGUCGAGCCGAUCCACGUUCCUUACAAUGACAAGAUUUUCAUCUUGUCGAGGGUUUACGACCCCAUGUCGUUCAACGACCUCUAUGCUCCUUGUGAGGUUUUGGACCUCAAGGAUAUGUCCACGCAAAUCGUUGAUCUGCCAUUGGAUAUGUGGGAUCCCAAUUUGAUCCAAUGGUACAAUGGGCUUCCAGAUUACCUGGGUCAUGUAGUUGUAGGGAGGGAAUUGAUUGUUUAUAUGCACACUUUUGUUGGCUCCUCUGUGUUUGCUCUUGACAUGGAAGAGCUAAAGUGGCGUCCAAUCAUGACUGAACAUGCUGAUCAUGAUGACAUCUCACCUAUGAUCCCCAACAUGAUGCUGAUGAUGUACCCAUGGGAUCGGCUUCCUGAGGCGCACUGUUCGAAUCUUGUUCACAAUGGUCGGUUGUUUAUGGUGAGCAUGCCGGAUCAUCGCCCCUUCCAAGUCAUCCGUGUUAAGUACGUGUCGAAUCCUUCGGCGAGUUAUGAUCAUCUGCUGCUGCAGCAGGAGCAACACAAGAUUAGGGAUAUGCGUUAUCUUUCUGAUUAUGCUCUUGGUCUUGUACCGGAUGAUUGUAAAUUUGGGGACGCAAGGGUGGUUCCUUUUGGAGAUGGUGAUGUCUACUGUCUUUUUCUUUGGUGGGGACUUACUACGUACGAACUGCGGAGCCAGUUCAAGGUUUGCAAGUUUAGAUUGGUUGGCGAAGAUGGUGGUUGUGAAAUCUUAGGCACGGUGGAGGAUUUCAGUGCUUUUUCACAUGAUUUUGAUUCCUCUCGUGUCACGGCCUUCACUCACACCAGCUAUAUAGAGAUGGGUGUUUAUUGAAGGAGCUGGAUUGCUCAGCCAUGUGAAAUCGUUGCAUCGGAUUCUCUCUAUAGUGGUAAGUUUUUUUGUUCCAAGUACCAGUUUCUAUCCUUCUUCCUUCCUAGUAUUUGACACUCUGGAUGUUUCCAUGUGGAUACUAUGGUUGUUUAACUUUCCAUGUGGCAUACCACUGGCAUGACAACCAUGCAAGAAGGGCAAAUCCACGAUCGGGGAUCACGGACGUCAACCGGGGAUCUAGUCCAGAAGACCCCCCCGGCCAUGAGCGUUGAGUUCCCCCACCGGCGAUCCUAAGAUGGCUGAUUUUGGAUCGGUACCUAACGAGUUCAAGUUACCUUUUCGGUUUAGGAUUUCGUUCCUUUUCUGUGUGUUUGGUUAUUUUAUUUGCCCAACACUAUAUGAAGGGGUUGUAAACACGAGUUUUAAUUAGUUUUUGAACUCUAUUGAUUUACUCAUGUUCUUUGAGUUUUAGACUUGAGAAUUUUCUGCUUUGUAUCAAUCAAGUUUUCCCCUUAAUUGUGGACAUACUUCUGUCCUUUUAUAUUGUUAGAGCCUUCUCCCAUUUUGUGUUGAGAUUGCACUUUCAAUUCCAUCAUAUCACAACAAAAACACUAAAAAUAAUAUUUCUUGCUCAUUCUUGAAACUACGUGACGUUGAUAGCUACUGGUAUCGGUUUUGUGCUCGUAUCAGGUGGUAUCAGAGUCACAGUUCAAUACAGUGGUUAUAAUAGG